Capra hircus (goat) is the source of this 4693-nucleotide messenger RNA. It is a transcript of the gene MPZL3, whose product is annotated as myelin protein zero like 3. The record is from RefSeq and is a predicted model, not a curated record. The coding region runs from base 1165 to 1869 and encodes 234 amino acids. Gene Ontology annotation, cellular component: membrane. The transcript has 6 exons. Lineage: Eukaryota; Metazoa; Chordata; Mammalia; Artiodactyla; Bovidae.
CUGGAUAAAUAAACCUAUAUGAAUUUCCACAGAAUUUUCACACUGCUUUGAAUAACAGAAUUGAGCACAACAAACUACUUAGUUUGGGGACUCUUUUGAAGGAACAGUAUUACCUAUUCCAUCUGAUACUCUUACAUUACCUUCUUAAUAGAGGAAACUACCAGCUUUCAAGUCUAGUAAAGAAAUGCGAGUUGAAAAAUGUAAAGUUAUUAACUAUUCCAAAAGCUGAAGCAUAUUUUCGUUCCCUUGCUUUCAUUAAACAUGCGUAGAUUCCAGAAUAGACUAAUAAUUAAAGGAAGGUACCAUCCCAUUUCUUUUUCAGAAGAAUCUGACACCACCUCUUCAUUGCACUUCAAGCGCUGUGAAAACACUUUCUCGCUUUUCCAGCCAAAAGAAGCAUAAGUCUCAGCUCCUUUUUGUAAUGAUUUCAUCAUUGCCACUGUCAGCAGUAACUUAAGUGAAAGAAAGUGAAGUCGCUCAGUGGUGUCCGACUCUUUGCGACCCCAUGGACUGUAGCCUACCAGGCUCCUCUGUCCACGGGAUUUCCCAGGCAAGAUUACUGGUGUGGGUUGCCAUUUACUUCUCCAGGGGAACUUCCUGACCCAGGGAUCGAACCCGAGUCUCCAGUAAUUUAACACACACCUAAUUUAAAUUUAGGUACGUACUGAGAUGGAUGCUGUAUUAGCUACACAUACACACAAAUCAGUCUUGUACAAACUGCCCACGAAGGCCUAAUACAAAUUUAUCUAUUCACUGAAUAACCCUGUAUGCUCUCCAGGGUUCCUGUGAACUCUUAAAUGCAUAGAAAUCUAUUCCGAAAGCAUUCAAUAAAAUAAUCUGUAAGGAGUUAAAGGAUUUCUGGCUUAGAGUCAGGAUCAAGACGAUAAAGUCCUGCAGAAUUCCAUUACAAAAGUCAAUUCUCCAAAGCCUGUCUGACUUCAUUUCGAGUAAAAGAGAAGAAUGAACUCCUCCUUGAGAGUUAAGCAUCGCUGACUAGAAGUGAGCAAGUCCAGGUGUGGCUCUGGAAAGACGCCACGUUGCUAUGGCAACUUGAAUCGCCAUUUUAGGUCUUGCGGCCUCCCGCCCAAGCGUCACUUCCGGUGUUACCUGUGUGGUGAUCGGGAGCCGUAAACAAGGUGUGCAAACUUCUGGAGACCUGUCGGGAUGCAGCAGAGCGGGGUUCCUGGAAGCCGUGGCUGCGCUCUGUGCCCACUACUGGGUGUCUUGUUCUUCCAGGGUGUUUAUGUCGUCUUUUCCCUGGAGAUUAAAGCGGAUGCCCAUGUCCGGGGUUAUGUUGGAGAAAAUAUCAAGUUGAGAUGCACCUUCAAGUCAUCCUCUUCUGUCACAGACAAACUCACCAUAGACUGGACAUACCGACCUCCGAGCAGCAGUCGCACGGAAUCAAUUUUUCAUUAUCAGUCUUUCCAGUACCCAACCACAGCGGGCACUUUUCGGGAUCGGAUUUCCUGGGUUGGGGAUGUAUACAAAGGGGAUGCAUCCAUUAGCAUAAGCAAUCCUACCAUGAAGGACAAUGGGACAUUCAGCUGUGCUGUGAAAAACCCCCCGGACGUGCACCAUAAUAUUCCGGCGACAGAGCUGACAGUCACAGAAAGGGGUUUCGGCACGAUGCUGUCCUCUGUGGCCCUUCUUUCCAUUCUUGUCUUCAUUCCCUCAACUGUAGUGGUGAUUCUGCUACUGGUGAGAAUGGGAAGGAAGUCUGCGGGGCUGAAGAAGAGGAGCAAGUCUGGCUAUAAGAAGUCGUCUAUUGAGGUUUCAGAUGACACUGACCAGGAAGGGGAUGACUGCAUGGCGAAGCUUUGUGUUCGUUGUGCCGAGUGUGUGGAUUCAGACUAUGAAGAGACAUAUUGAUGGAAGUUUCAUGAUAGAAGAAGAGUCACCUAACAACAGAAAAUGUCCCGUCCCACUGGCAGCUAAAGCCUCGCAGAGAAGUGGAGCUGGCAUGGACAGUAAUUGUGGAGAAUCCUGGAAGUCAUCAGUAAAGACUUUAGGAGUGACUUAUUUAUUGAAGAAAUAUUCUUUUUGUAUUUAUAAACUGUUCAAAAACUCUCAGAAGAGACUCAUAACUACCCCUGUUAAUACCUUAUACUCAAUUGAAUGAAGGAAUUCUUUUCCUAAAUAGAAAAAUAACUUUUUGUUUAGUCUUUGCUCUUGAAUAUAUUACAUGUUUUCUUCCAGUUUUUAUGAGGGAGAAUCCUAGAUGUUGGCCACACUGCUGAUACCUCUCUCUCUCUCUCUCUCUCUCUAUAUAUAUAUAUAUAUAUAUGUAUGUAUUUAAUGAAAUGGAUCUUAGAGCUUCCUGAUGUGCUCCUGGACAAAAUGUUUUUUGGGGAUAGUUAUUCUUUGUUUUUUGCUCCAUGAAUAUUUUCAGCUGUGAGUUGGUAUACAGCAUAUACUCAUUGGUUUAAUUAUCUCAUCAUCAGUUGUGUUUGGGAGGCUUGGAGUGUAUAACCCCAGUUUUUUAGAGAUGGUAGGAUUGGGAGUCAGUAGUUUAUUUGACUGAAUUUUUAAAGUAUUCAAGUGUCAACAAUUUACAAUUAAGAAAUGCUGAGAUGGAAGGGUUCCCUUCUUUUUCUCACUAGGUGCAAUUUGUUAUUUUACUUUCUUACAGCUGAGUGGUUUAUGGUUUCCUUCUUGACCUUUCAGAUCAGAGGCAAGAAAAACUGUUCAUAGGGUUUUUAGUGGGGAUAAGUAGAAUAACUUUACCAGUUAUUUGCAAUGAAAUCAUCUUUUAACCUAUGCUGUUCUUAAAAAUUUUCUUCUAAAAUGCAGAAAAUAUGAGUGAAAGAAGGUAUUUAUAAAUCCUUUUUUGCAUAAUAUUUGAGAUAAGGAAGUGAGGGUGUAUACAACUUAUACUUCCUUCUUCUGUUCUCUCGAUACUUUCUAUCAACUUCCUCCAUUCUACUGCACCACAUUAUUUCAAAUAUUAAUUUACAUGGGAUUUCCUAUAAGCCAUUAAGAAGUAUGUAUGACAUAUCAGGAAGGGUUGACUGUCUAGUCCUCUGUAAUAGAGGGAUAGAGUUUGCUUCUUAAUUAUGAGAGACAAAAAAUGUCUCUCAUAAUUUGAUUUUUUUUAACAGGAUAGCCCCUUUCUGUGAUUCUUUGCUAGGUGACUCAGGAGGUUUCUAUAUUAUAGCACAAUGCACUGUAUGCUAUACAAAAGUCACUUUUAUAUUUUUUUGCCAAGACCUAUUUUUAAAAAUUUAGGUUAUUCCGUCUCAUAGAUUUGGCCUGGCCUUUUAUGUUAAUCUAGUCCAUUAAUGAGAGAGUCUGAUUAGUUAAUAGAUAUUACGAUUUACCUCUGAUCAUAUAAGAAAGAAGAGGCAGAAGCAAGAUUGUCAGUCUGCAUCUUCAGUGGUUAAAUCUCACAGUCUUGAGCUACUUGUUAAGUAUGCGGUUGUCUGGGGCCAAUCUAGUGAGACAGUCUAGUCUGACACCUCAACGCAGAAAGGAAAACAGUUUGAGCAACAAGAGUAGAUAAUUUGGGCUCUGGGACAUUUAAAGAUAGAGAUCUAGUUAUGAGAUAGACUUCUUGUGGGUCCUCAUUCUUUGAGAAAGAGAUGAUGUUACAGGAACCCAGGUAAAGUUAUAUCCCAUUCAAUGAGGGACCAGUUUUGACUUGAGUUUUCUGGCAGUUUCCUUUCAGGCAUGUUAUAAGGAUUCAUCCAGCGGGAUAUGUUUAUCACUUUAGGUAAAUAGUGCUAUGUGAAUGCCUGGUCAUGUUAUUUUGUAGCCUUGAUUAUGGUUUGAAUCAGUCCCUUCCUUUUUAAGUGACCAAAUGAUGAAAUCCUUCAGGGUAGGAGAGUAAGUUGACCACUAGUCUGCUCCAUGGGUUUGUGGUCACAUCACAGUCUUAAGGUUGCUCUCAGGCUCCUUCUUCAGCCCUUUUAUUGGGGUCUGAGUUACAGCUUUUUUCAGAGAAACACAAAGCAGUGUUUGGAUACCUGCCUUUUAAGGAUGAAAGGAAAAUAAAGUGUUUUUUUUUAAACUUACUGUUUUAAUAUUUUCUAAGGUGCUAUUCUCUUUUUAUUUUUUUCAUUUUACUUUUCCAUGAGUUCUUAUUACACUUUAUGGAGACCAGCCUUGUCUAGAAAGGGAAUUGAAUUCUGAACCUUCAGAGGGGGUUAAAAGCCUUUCAGAGUUUUUCUUUGGCUGCUGAAGUCUUUACUUGUGGCUACAUUGCCUUAUGAGUUUUGUGCAUUGAGCUCUUAAUUCUGUUACCAAAUGUGAACUUAUAAAAUGUUUCGUGUUUCCCAUGUGACCUGGUACCUCAAGCUUCUUGGGGGGCGCAUUGUCUGUAGCCCUUAAACUGGGCUCUGUGCUUCACAAGGGAAUGUUUCAUGUCCUUGUUUAGAAAAAAUUCUGGUGGCCAAAUCCUGAGUCUGUGUGUUCUUGGGUGUCACUCAGUUUUGAUUCCAAAGGGGAGUUGUAAGAAGACCAAUAGGGUGUGGCACAAGACUCUCACUUAAUUGCACAAUUAAAACUUUGCUGCUAGAAGAGGCAACUCCAUCCUUUUGACUCUAGUGUUGGACUGUUACCUGCGGCAUUUCACUUUGUUUCUUGUUUGUUAAUUUUUGUAGGAGGAUAUGCACUGUUGGGUCAUAUGCACAGACGUUGUAACUCUUGAGAUCUUUACCACAUCACAGUUAAUAAACUUCUUUGCACUUUCUGGCUA